This is a messenger RNA of Protopterus annectens (West African lungfish), 936 nucleotides long. RefSeq names its product olfactory receptor 2AT4-like. Gene Ontology annotation, biological process: G protein-coupled receptor signaling pathway. NCBI's taxonomy places the organism in Eukaryota, Metazoa, Chordata, Ceratodontiformes, Protopteridae. Gene Ontology annotation, cellular component: membrane. The record is from RefSeq and is a predicted model, not a curated record. The transcript has a single exon. Gene Ontology annotation, molecular function: olfactory receptor activity; G protein-coupled receptor activity. Bases 1 to 936 code for a protein of 311 amino acids.
AUGGCAUUCUAUAAUGAAAACAUGACACAUGUGACACAGUUCCUGCUUGCUGGCCUUCCAUUUCUUCAGGAUCAUCCAUUCCUCUUAUUUUCCUUGUUUCUGACAAUCUACAUAACUAUACUUACUGGAAAUGCAGUUCUUGUUUUUGCAGUGAAGACUUACCACAAGUUGCAUACACCAAUGUACUUUUUUCUCAGUUACCUUGCUAUCCUGGACAUGUUGCUUACAACUACAGUUUUUCCAAAGCUGCUAGCUAUAUUUUUACUGAAUUCUCAUGAAAUUUCUUUCACAGCAUGCUUCAUCCAGUUAUGUAUGUUGCACUCACUUGGUUUCGCAGAAGGACUACUUCUCCUCAUAAUGGCAUUUGAUCGAUAUGUUGCAGUUUGUACUCCUCUAAGGUAUACAGCCAUCAUGACUGACAGGGUUAACAUCGAAAUGGUAGCAGGAAGCUUUGUUAUAGCAUUUGUGAUUAUAGUUCCACCUAUAAUGCCUGCAACACAGCUGCCUUUCUGUGGACCAAAUAAAAUUAAUCAUUGCUUCUGUGACCAUUUGUAUGUUAUUCGGUUAGCUUGCGCAGAUAUUUCUCUCCAUGUCUCCCUGGGUUUUUCUAUUGCAAUGGCAGCUACCUUUAUACCCUGUGCUCUUGUGAUCUUCUCUUACAUUAAGAUUAUAUGUGCAGUAUUAAAGAUUGGAUCCACACAAGGACGUCAAAAAGCAUUCUCAACUUGCAGUUCACAUUUGAUGGUAGUUAUUAUAUACUAUAUCUCAAUUGCAAUCACCUACAUUGCUUAUAAAGUAGAAAAUGUGUCAGAUGAAUUUCAUGCCAUCUGCUCCAUCUUCUUCACUGUUAUAACUCCUGUGUUAAAUCCUUUAAUAUAUGCUAUAAGAAACAAAGAUGUUAAAGACGGUAUUGCAAAAUUUCUGACAGAAAAAUAA